AACAUAUAUAAAAUGAGAAAAGAAAGAAGUAGUAAACAUAGGGCAUCGAACACGGAAACAUAGAAUACGCAGGAGGGCAAGCGUCGUCAGUUUCGUCGGCGAUGAUGUUGUGGUGGAAAGGGUAAUGGUAGUAUUGAUUGCAACGGAACUUGACCGCGCAAACUCUCUGUCUGCCCUCAAUGAAAUGACGUGCUUACAUAUGGAACCACGACGGACGGAACGACGAUAAAAACCUGUGGAUACCACACCUGGCCGACACCUGCCAGUUGAAACGGUGAUGAUGACAUCGACCCUUUGUACCUGCACAUGGCUGCUGCUACCCUGCUGUGUUCUCAUCACUCUCUCUACCGGUGAACACGAUUUUUAUCAAGAUGAUAUUCCUGAAUCUUCGAAUAUUGCGCUUAAGCAAUUUUUGAUUAAAUAUCUCGAGGGACAAAGAACGCAUUAUCCAUUGUUUGAGAGCCAAACUUACAAGAAACAUCAUUUGGAUUUGUAUCGCCAAAAAAAGGAACUUUUGGAAGCUUUGAUCAAUAAAAGAAAUUUAGCUGAAAUUCUAAGAAAAGAGAAACCGAAAGAAUGGAAUUAUCGGCAAAUAAAAUACAACGAGCCGAUCAACGAAUUAGCGCAAGAGAGGGAACAUUAUUCUCCGCUUUAUGAAAUGUUGAAUCCGUUCCAGAGUUCCUUGGAAUAUAUGAACUUUAAGAUGCCUUAUUUUCCCCAUGAAACGAACGAUGAUGAGGAUAUGAAUUUUCAAGAUGAUAACGAAGAUGGAUAUGAUCAAAACUUCGACAGAGGAAUGAAGGAAGAACCGUUGUUUGAACUCCACGGAAGUUAUAGUGGUUCAAUUAACGAGGACGGCAAAACUGAUAUGCAGAUACAAAAACCUCAAGCGACCAUACCAGAAUUCACUUUUAAAUUCGAGGAUUCAAUUUUGCCCGAGAGACAUCCGUUCGCGGUAAAACCCAACGAUCCUAGAUAUUAUAAUGACGUUCCUUUUUCAUUAGAUGAUGAAGACAAUUCGGAUUUCGAAAAAUCGAUAAAAAAUAAUACAAAAUGGGAACAAGAGAAUAUAAUGACAGUAAAUGGACCUAUCGUACGUGAAGAAAAUCCAAGAAAUAUUGAGUCUAAAUUUAAGGAUACGGAUCCAGUGAUAUCUGAAUUGGAACGACGAACGGAAUACAACCCACUGUUUAUACCUGUAAACCAGGAUUUGAAUAAUGAUAUAUAUUUUAUUGCUAUUGUUGCGGGUUGUAGCGCAGCGGCAAUAUUUAUCUUCGUUUUAAUCGCUUUAACAUGGUGCAGGCUAAAGCGAGGCGCUAAAGCGGCGGCUGACAUAGAAUAUCCAGCUUAUGGUGUAACUGGCCCGAAUAAAGAAGUCUCACCUUCGGGAGACCAAAGACUCGCUCAGUCUGCACAGAUGUAUCAUUUCCAACACCAAAAGCAACAAAUUAUCGCUAUGGAAAAUCGUGUUUCUGCAACUAGAGAUCCAGGCUCAGUAUCUGAAGCAGAAAGCGAGGAAGAAAAUGAAGAAGGGGACUAUACCGUUUAUGAAUGUCCAGGACUAGCUUCUACUGGUGAAAUGGAAGUAAAGAAUCCAUUGUUCCAUGAUGAUCCAACACCAGCAACACCAGCACAAAAUAACAAAGAAGAGGACCACAUAUAGUUUGAAUAAAUAUUAAAUAUAUUUAAUUUGAAUAUUUUUUCUGGUGCUUAGCUCACUGUUAAUGUACCAUAUCGGAAACAUUUAUCUAUAUAUCGAAUGUAAACAACUUUAAUAUUUAUAUGACGCGGGAAGUCAAAAUAGAAAAUUAACUAAAGGUCUGAAUAUAAGACCAUUUUUGCGUUUCGUGUAAGGGAUAUACCAUAUGAAACGAUGAAUAUUCUACAUCGUUACAAACUAUCGUGUUUGUUUGAAAACACAUAUUUUUUAACUCCAUGAUGUACUAUAGUUUGUACUUUCAUAGCAAGUAUGGUUAGCUAUAUUGAUUGACAUUAUUUUUCUACUCACCGUUACACUUGCAACAUAGAGUACAGAUUGGAGAUCGUAUAAUAC
Messenger RNA from Apis florea (little honeybee), 2053 nucleotides. RefSeq lists its product as uncharacterized. Gene Ontology annotation, cellular component: membrane. Lineage: Eukaryota; Metazoa; Arthropoda; Insecta; Hymenoptera; Apidae. The record is from RefSeq and is a predicted model, not a curated record.